This is a messenger RNA of Xylona heveae TC161, 1026 nucleotides long. RefSeq lists its product as hypothetical. The record is from RefSeq and is a predicted model, not a curated record. Gene Ontology annotation, biological process: snoRNA localization; box C/D snoRNP assembly; maturation of LSU-rRNA from tricistronic rRNA transcript (SSU-rRNA, 5.8S rRNA, LSU-rRNA). Gene Ontology annotation, cellular component: nucleus; pre-snoRNP complex. The transcript is spliced from 2 exons. Lineage: Eukaryota; Fungi; Ascomycota; Xylonomycetes; Xylonales; Xylonaceae. Bases 44 to 652 code for a protein of 202 amino acids.
GGACGGUGAAGAUUCUGUGUGAUAAAUCUGCUGUCAGGAAACCAUGACACUAUGUGAGGUUUGCAAUCAGGAGGUUUCAAAGUAUAAAUGUCCGACAUGUAGACUGCAAUACUGCUCAAUUGCAUGUUACAAAAAGCACAAAACAGCCCACGAAGUAAGCUCCGGCGGAGAUGUUCAAGCGGCUCCUUUCGCUCAGCUGUCCUCCGCAGGAUUUGAAGCUGCCAGUACGAAUGUUCCUUCUCCGAUCGUAGAUACGCCCGAGACAAAACCUCCCCAGGCUACCGUUGAAGGAUUCGCUGCACUACCGGCAUCGGAGGAGCUGGCACAACUGCUCAAGGCUUACCCAAACCUGCAGAAACAACUUCAUGAAAUUUAUGAAUGCACACUAGAGACUGCUGCAGCAUCUAGUUUUCUACCUAGACAUGAGUCGAGCCGUGGCCGUGGCUUCCGCGGUCGAGGCCGCGGUCGUGGUGGUCGAGGAGGACGGGAUGGCGGCAGAGACAGGCCGUGGACACCGGAAAAGGGCAUAAAAGAUGGAUUGUAUUCAUAUCGUCGAGCAAAGGUGGCCGGAGGAGAGCGCGAAGCGGGCUUGCUCGCUUUCGCGGAGUUAGUGCUCAAGUUGUGUCCACCGCCUCGCAGUGAUGCCGGCUGACGAUAAGCGUGCAAAAUCAUGCCUUACACUGGGCAAGACAAAGAUCACAUCGAUACUGUCUACGACUGUCGAUGUAAAUCAGAAAUUCACAUGGCAUAAGAAAGUUGGCUACUUAGCUCUCACAAUCACGCCGAUUUUGCUCUCCACGACCCACGGACGCCAGGACUGUCGAUUGAGGAUGAAUUAUACCUGUCAAGAGCACCAAGCUUUUCUCCACAUAGAACAAAACUUCUGACGGAGAGGAGACGGAAGCAGGCUCUAUUUGACGGAUCCGAUGGCCGCUCUACUUUAGCCUGAUCAUUAUUCAUUCCAUUAGUAUAGCAGGUCAUUGGUGCUCUAUACCCAUCGAGAAGAGAAUUCCACAGAUAACAGAC